Messenger RNA from Penicillium cataractarum, 1161 nucleotides. RefSeq names its product mitochondrial 37S ribosomal protein mS35. The transcript is spliced from 2 exons. Gene Ontology annotation, biological process: mitochondrial translation. The record is from RefSeq and is a predicted model, not a curated record. NCBI's taxonomy places the organism in Eukaryota, Fungi, Ascomycota, Eurotiomycetes, Eurotiales, Aspergillaceae. Gene Ontology annotation, molecular function: structural constituent of ribosome. The coding region runs from base 1 to 1161 and encodes 386 amino acids. Gene Ontology annotation, cellular component: mitochondrial small ribosomal subunit.
AUGGCUUGUGUUGCCCGGUCAUUGACUCGCUCGGCUCGAGUUCUGGCUCAUCGGGGGCCAGGGUUUGUUCCUACACGGUCCUUUUCAGUCUCGCCGUUCCGAUUCGUGACAGAGGACCCCGUCAUCCCUCCACCCCCGAAGGAACUUAAAGCGGAGGACUACCCACCAGUCCCUGAAUAUUCGCCCGACCUUCUGACCAAGGAGGAGAGAUCUAUGUAUGAUAUGCUGUCGCCAGAAGAGCGGGCAGCCUUCGACGCCGAGAACCAACGGAUCGUGGCCGAUUUCAACGACCUCGAGAAGCGCGCCGCGGCUUUCGCGGAGAUCCAAAAGAGCGUUGACCAGAUCGACAAACAAGAGGACAUUCGUUUCGAAGAUGUUCGGUCUAAGAUCCGGGGCUUCUGGGCUGAGGAUGAUGGAGACGAGAUGGCCCAGGUUGAGGACGGCGACGAAGAAAUUCAAGACGACGAAAUUACUUCAAUGGCCCAUGCCGAGAUGGAAUUGCAUCGGGAGAUGAGAGAGUACGCCCGUAUUGCAGCUUGGGACAUGCCAAUGCUGAGCAAACUCGCUAAACCCUUCACGCUACCCCCCGAGACACACAUCCUCCGCUUCCGCUACACUACAUACAUGGGUGAGCAGCACCCUGCUGAACCCAAGGUCGUUGUGGAGCUUGCAUCCCGUGACCUGACUCCCAAGUACCUUACGGAGGCCCAGCGCCAGACUUUCCUGAAGCUGGUUGGCCCCCGGUACAACCCCCAGACCGACGUCGUCAAGAUGUCUGCCGAGCAAUUUGGAUCUCGCGCGCAGAACAAGCGGUACCUGGCCGAUGUUGUCAACACGCUGAUUCAAGAAGCCAAGAAGGGCGACGCGUUUGCGGACAUUCCUCUUGACUUGCGCCACCACAAGCCCAAGUUCCGCCCUCAAUUCCCUGAGUCGUGGAACAUGACCAAAGAGCGCCGGCAACAAUUGGCUGCGCGCCGCAAGGAGCGACUCACCGCUCAAUCUUCGCGGGAAGCUAUCGUGGACGGCAACCAGAUUGUGUCCGAAGCCGUUCUGGCCCUUCCUGAGCUGAACCCGGCCCUGAAGGCCCGCGCUGCGGAAGAGCGCGAGAAGGUUGCCGUCAAGGUCGGAGCGCGUCCUUCGAAGAGGCCAGCACGUCGGUAA